Pongo pygmaeus (Bornean orangutan) is the source of this 4161-nucleotide messenger RNA. RefSeq names its product protein CREG2. The record is from RefSeq and is a predicted model, not a curated record. Bases 363 to 1049 code for a protein of 228 amino acids. Lineage: Eukaryota; Metazoa; Chordata; Mammalia; Primates; Hominidae. The transcript has 3 exons.
CUGGUAUUCUGCAAGCCUGGACUUCUGAGCUUGGCGCGCGGCUGCAGGGAUUCGCUGGAACUCGCGCCAAGGACCGCGCCCGGGAUCCUGCAGGGGUGGGAAGGAGGCGCGGGCUCCUUGCUUCCGCCGCAGGGGGGCGCUGCCGGGCUCCCCGGCACUAGCGCUACUGGCGGCCCCGGCGGCCGGGCGUCCCGCCUGCAAGAUGUCCGUGCGCCGCGCCGGCCGGGGACCCGCCUCUCCUGGCUGCUGUGCCGCAGCGCCCUGCUGUCCCCGGCCUCGGGCUACGUGAUCGUAAGCUCCGUGUCCUGGGCCGUCACCAACGAGGUGCACAGGAGCUGGACAGCGCCUCCACUGAGGAGGCUAUGCCCGCGCUGCUGGAGGAUUCGGGCAGCAUCUGGCAGCAAAGCUUCCCCGCCUCGGCUCAUAAGGAGGACGCGCACCUGUGGCCCCGGGCGGGCGCCGCCCGCGCCAGGCCGCCCCCCGCGCCGCCCGGGGUGUUCUCCUACCGGCGCGAGGGCGGCCAGGCGGCCGGUGCGCCCCCGGGCCCUAGACUGCGCGCCGCCACCGCCCGCUCCCUGGCCCACGCCGGCGUCUGGGGCUGCCUGGCCACCGUGUCCGCCCACGAGAAGAUCCAAGGACUGCCAUUUGGGAACUGCCUGCCCAUCAGUGAUGGCCCCUUCAACAAUAGCACUGGGAUUCCUUUCUUCUACACGACAGCCAAGGACCCCGUGGUGGCUGAUCUGAUGAAGAACCCCAUGGCCUCGCUGAUGCUGCCAGAAUCAGAAGGGGAGUUCUGCAGGAAUAAGUUUGUGGAGUUCGACAUGAAGCCAGUCUGUAAGAAGUGCUAUGAGAAAUUUCCAUUGGAGCUGAAGAAAAGACUUAAGAAACUAGCUGAGACCUUAGGAAGGAAGUUCCUUUAUUUUUUCUUUUCUAUGCAAGAUAAGAGAUUACCAACAUUACUUGUCUUGAUCUACCCAUAUUUAAAGCUAUAUCUCAAAGCAGUGGAGAGAGAAGAGGACCUGUAUGAAUGGUUUUAUGUCAUUUUUUAAUUAAAAAAGAAAAAUUCAUAUAAUCGUGUUUAAAACACAGAUGAAGUCAGUAUCUGCCUUUGUUAACCCUUAUCCAUUUGUUGACAUGUAGACUGUUUACAAAAAAAACACACGUAGUUAAAUGUUAAAUUUUAAUUAAGGCCCCCCCAAAUUAAAUAUGACUUUUUAAAAUGAAAGGAGCCACCUUUUACAUGACUCAGGUGAAAAAACAGUAUAAACAUUAAUUUACUUUGUAUUCAAAAGAAAAUUCCAACUGCUGUUGGGGAAGGACACAGAAAAGAAAAAUAACCACCCAAGAAAAACAAAAACAAGAAAAACAAAUCUUAUACAAUCUUUAGUAUAUUUAUCAAACUAGUAGCUAUAAAGUGAAUAUGCACAUUGCUAAGACAGAAAACAAGUGUAAUUCAGAACUACUUGAUUUUUUUUAGUUAAAUGCGAUAAUUAUUAUGCUUAGUUUUAUAACCUGCUCUCCUUGUGAAUUCUUCCUUCAAAUGAUUACUUAACACAGUAGUAAUAGCUAGCUAGUAGGAUGUCUUUUAAAUUUUUGUGCAAAAAAAUUUAUACCAGGUAUUUGGAAAUAUACUUUACAAUAUUGGAAAAUGAAGUAUUUUUAAUGUAUUACAGCAAUUAUGUUUCUAAGCUUAAUGUUAAGCAUGUAGUCUUAGAAUAGGACAUGAAAUUAAAUUGUAUGUAGCUUGGAAUGUAUUGCUUCAGAAAACUGAAUGUGUAUGUCGGUCAUAUUGCCUUUAUAACCAUGCUAAUAUCUAUGCUUUAUACAUACUCAAACUUGCCUUGCCUUAAAAAAAUACAUACUACAUACUUAAAUCAGAAAUUCUAGCCAUCUCACAGAAUACCAAUUAAAACUAAGUGCGUUGAGAUCUGAGAUUGGGAAACCCAGAUUCAUUUACCACAGCUGUAAUUAUGUUUUUAGAAACUCUAUUCUCCUCUUUUUGGGGAAAUCCAUUGAAGUUAAUUUCUGUUAUCUUAUUAGAAGAAAAUGAUGUUGAUAUGUUUCAGAUUUUCCAUUUCAAAUCUUAUAAUUAAUUGGAUUUAUUUACUAUAAGUAGGAGGUAUAAAUGACACUCUUAAAUUGGAAGGAGGGGUGUUUUAGUGUCUGUUUUAGGUCAAAAUUAGUGAUUCUAUUUUUAUCAAAAGUUUUAUCCUGAAGUUUCAGGACCACUCUUCCUUAAUAAACUUGUUAAUGGAAAGCAAGCUUUAUGAACAUUUAAAAAUGUUGCUGCUGCUUUGUUACUUAAAAAGAAAGUUGCCAAGAGAGACUUCUUAGGGAAAGUAUUUUUUUUUCCAAAAAUUGCUGAAAUAUGGUUUUGCCAUUUUUAAAAAGUCUCAGGUUAUUACCACUCUGCCAUUAAAUAUUUGUAUGCCUGCAUUUUUAAAAAUUCUGUGCAUGUACUUUAUAGAGUACAUUCUAUUUUUGUUUUCAGAUACCCUACAACCAAUUUUUUUAGUAAUCUUUUAGAAUUAAAAUUAUCAUAAAUGAUUGAAAAUAAUAAUCACGUAGUUUAAGAUUGUAUGUGUUCGGUAGUUUAAAACAAUCUUUGCAUUUGACAGUAAGAAUCAAAGUCCCUUCAGUGUGCCUUUGUCAGCUAAUAUGUGACCAGCAAUGACAACCUUGGGAGUAUUUAUUAAAUAUUAUACUAUGAAUAUAGGCAACAUAGGACAGGGUUUGCAGUAUAGAGUCUUGAUGCUAAAUUCUCAUAUACCUCUACACGAGAAAUAUGGAGGAGAAAAACAAGCAUUUACAUAUAUUCUUCGUCACUUUGAAGAUGCAUGGCCUGAACUCGACUGCUUGUGUUUGUUUACAUAUCAGGCAUAGCCAGGCAUCUCCUGUAGCCAGAGGUUCCAUUGCUGUCUUUGCUCAGUCCUCUUUUAAAAUAUGAAUUAGUGGACAGGUGCGGUGGCUCACACCUGUAAUCCCAGCACUUUGGGAGGUCGAGGCAGGUGGAUCACGAGGUCAGGAGAUCAAGAUCAUCCUGGCUAACACUGAAACCCCAUCUCUACUACAAAAAAAUUAGCCGGGCGUGGUGGCGGGCACCUGUAGUCCCAGCUACUCAGGAAGCUGAGGCAGGAGAAUGGCGGGAACCCGGGAGGCAGAGCUCGCAGUGAGCCAAGAUUGCGCCACUGCACUCCAGCCUGGGCAACAGAGCAAGACUCCAUCUCAAAAAAAAUAAAAAUAAACUAUGAAUGAGUAUUUUCUAGAAAUUCAACUUGCUAAGCCUAUAAUACUUAAGGGUAGUUUAUCUAGAUACAGUACUUUCUUCCCUGAUAAGUAGUAUCAUUGGAGCCCUUAGGUAUAGGAGAAGAGGAAGAAGUUUAAAAAGUGUACCUGGGCUGGGUGUGGUGGCUGACUCCUGUAAUCCCAGCACUUUGGGAGGCCGAGGGGGGCAGAUCAUGAGGUCAGGAGAUCGAGACUUUCCCGGCUAACACGGUGAAACCCCGUCUCUACUAAAAAUACAAAAAAACAUUAGCCAGGCGUGGUGGCGGGCACCUGUAGUCCCAGCUACUCACGAGGCUGAGGCAGGAGAAUGGCUUGAACCCAGGAGACGGAUCUUAGCAGUGAGCCGAGAUCGCGCCACUGCACUCCAGCCUGGGCGACAGAGCAAGACUCCGUCUCAAAAAAAAAAAAAAAAAAAAAAGUGUUUAAGUGGAUUAAAAGAGAAACUUGGUCUAGUUCAUAAUAUUUUUAAUAGGGCUUUCCCUGGCUGCUGGAAAACUUAGGCCAGUAAGCAUCUCUUUGUUUAAAGUCCUACAAGACAAUUUGAAAUAAUUCAUUGUUCAUGCCAAAAUUCUAAGUACCGUUUUUCUUAGCAAGUGUAAUAUAAUCGGGAAAAAUGGGUACAAGUAAAACAUUCUUUGGAUCAUACUCAAAGCCUUAUUAGCACUGCACCUGAAUAAUAGGUCAUUUUGCCUCACUCAUUUGCCAAAGUAGCCAUUUCUAAGUUAAGGAAGUUUUUAGGUAGGCUCAUAGCCUUGUGUUUCAUUUUAGAUUGUAAGCUCAAUGGCAGGGAUACUAUAUCGAUAAUUAUGUUUUCAUACAGCAACCAUCACAGUAAAUUCUUGGUGCUUAAUAAAUGUUAAUAAUUGUUAACAAUAA